Colletotrichum graminicola M1.001 is the source of this 1104-nucleotide messenger RNA. RefSeq names its product Rox3 mediator complex subunit. Gene Ontology annotation, biological process: regulation of transcription by RNA polymerase II. Lineage: Eukaryota; Fungi; Ascomycota; Sordariomycetes; Glomerellales; Glomerellaceae. The transcript is spliced from 2 exons. Bases 1 to 1104 code for a protein of 367 amino acids. Gene Ontology annotation, cellular component: mediator complex. The record is from RefSeq and is a predicted model, not a curated record. Gene Ontology annotation, molecular function: transcription coregulator activity.
AUGUCUUUCCACCCCCAAACCCCUCAGAGUCCUUCCCAGUUUUCUCCCGGCACUUCCGACCUCGCGUCGAGUAUGAAUAGUACGGUUCCAUCCACAACCACGACUCUGCCGACUCCCGCACAUAGCGUCAACGGUAGCGCAUCGCAACCCUCCGAUAUGUCGCAGGACAUCGUCAUGGGCGACGAUACGCCUCACAAACGCAAGCGCCCACUCGAAGACUUGGGUGAUAGAGAGCAGAAGAAAGUCCACAUCGAGGAUAGCAAAACUGGUAUCGAGGCACUCCACCUGGAUGUCGGAGAGAAAUACCUACUUUGCCAAACUCCGCACCACGAGAGACUGCCGCGUAUCACGGAAGAUCUCUUUGAGAUGUUCAACUUGACAGGCAUCGCUGCAGAAGUGGCUCGCGAGAAGCCCAACGGUGAGAAGAACGCUCUUCGCAAGACCUACAAGGGCCAGAUCAAGAAGCUCGGCAUCCUCGGGCGCUUCGACUCGGUCGCUCAAGACUGGGAUGCACCAAGAGAAAGUGAUGGCGACAAGAAGAGGGAGGCGUAUCACGGCUUCAGAGAGUUGCUAGAGAUUCCUGACGCAGAGUUUUGGGGCACACGGCAAGAUCCAAUCACCAACGGUCUGUCAUCCGCUGUCAAGUUUAAUUUGAGCAAAGCAACCGCGAUGGCCAAGGGUCCCAUUCCUGCCAAGGACUGGGACAGCUCUGUGCUGGGAGAUAUUCCCCCGGGCGGUCUAGACGCCUUGAAACAGGGUCUUGCGGGCAAGGCAACGGCGCCUGGCACGCCGUCUGCGACCACGCCCAACCCGUUCAUGCGGAAGCAGCAACAAGGGCCUCCUGGCGCUGUCCGUCCUCAACGAACGACGAAGAAGCGAGGCUAUGGCGAGAACACUUAUGAGGGCUAUGGCGAGGGCUUCCCCGACGACGGCUACUCUACGGGAGACGGCGACGACAGGGGAGGCCAAAAACGUCGCAAGAAGGUUGGUAGUGCCGCAGCCCUGCCAUUCAUGUCUCUGUCUGACCCAUUACAGGAUGGCGGUAACGGCCAAGUAUUCCCCAACGCGAUGCGCCCGCAAGGUUACGGCGCCGUAGGCGCUUAA